Molecule: messenger RNA, 5540 nt
Organism: Xiphophorus hellerii (green swordtail)
Lineage: Eukaryota; Metazoa; Chordata; Actinopteri; Cyprinodontiformes; Poeciliidae
Gene: glipr1a
Product: GLI pathogenesis-related 1a
Exons: 6
Coding region: 285-1097 (270 amino acids)
Cellular component (GO): extracellular region
Source: RefSeq, a predicted model, not a curated record
UCAGCUAUUAAGAGGAUAUAGAAAAAGAGGAACCUCUAUUUCUGUUUCCAUUUUUGCAAACUCCCAAGUGGAAAGUUUGGUCUUUUGGCAAUCCCUUUAACAUUUUAUCACAUAGCUACUUUUUAAAAAGCUGUUAGAUGAGUUUGACGUUCUAGAAACAUGUAGAAAUUGCCCAGCAAGAUUUCAAAUAAACCACACUACAUCCUGUUUCUGAAGAGCAAAUCAUUUCCUGUGUUCUCCUUCCUCCUUCCAGUUUACAGACGGCGCUUUGCAGAGAACUGAAGAUGUUGCUGUGGGUCGUUCUUGUUCUGGAUUUGGGGGUUUCUGCCGUGACGCUGCCAGAAAUCACGGAUGAGAACUUCAUCGCCGAGUGUGUGGAGGAGCACAACAAAGCCCGCUCAGCUGUCAGCCCACCUGCAAACGACAUGCUGUACAUGUCGUGGGAUGAGGCGUUGGCCAUUACUGCCAGAGCGUGGGCAAAACAUUGUCAUUUUAUGCACAACGUCCACCUCAGGGAGGUCGGCCGCAUGCACCCCACGUUUACCUCUGUGGGAGAGAACAUCUGGACGGGCUACCCGCCGAAUACGUUCAGCGUAAAGAAAGCCAUUCAAAAGUGGGUGGAUGAAGUCAAGCAUUACAGCUACAAGGAAAACAGAUGCACAGAUGUCUGUGGCCACUACACACAGGUUGUGUGGGCACAAAGCUACAAGGUUGGCUGCGCUGUAGUGCACUGUCCACACGGUGUCAAAAACUUUGAUCGUCCGGGUGCCAUUUUUGUAUGCAACUACGCCCCAGGUGGAAAUUUCAUCGGACAGCAUCCUUAUGCAACUACUGGGGAUCCAUGCUCUGGAUGCAAAGGCGAAUGCAACAACAAAAUGUGUAGUAAUCUACAACGAGAUUCCAGAAAAAGUUACAACUGGGCUCCAGACUGGGACACUGCUUCACCUACAAGCACUGCUGCACCUACAAGCACUGCUGCACCUACAAGCAACACUUUUCUGGAUAUCCUGAUCGUGCGGCCCAUCGCCCUCAUCUUGACAUGCAUUGCUGCAUACGCAGUCCAUUACUUCUACCCCAAUCUCUUCUUCUACGAGUAGAGUUUUUGGUCUGAAGAGAGACCAGGACAAAUGGGCAAAACAAAAAAAACAAUGUAAUUCUGAAUACCAAAGGGUAUCCCACUGGUUAAGAGUUUGCCCUAGACCAGUGGUCAAGGGCCAAAGUCCUGCAACUUUUUUCCUUAAGUUUUGUUUUUGGCUCAGGCAGUCUUUGAGAGUGGUUAAACAGGAGAGUAGAUAAUGAAAGUGGGGGAAGACAUGUGGCAAAGGUCAUCAGGCCGGGACUCAAACCUGUGACGUCUGCUACAAGGACUAAGUUCUCUAUACGUGGGUUGCACUUUGCCAACAGCAGAAGCACAACCUGCAACUUUUAGAUGUGUCCCUUGUCCUGCACACUUGAGUUAAAUGGUAAACAUGCUUCACUAUCAGUUGAAACUGUUUCACUAGAUAAUGUUGGAACUCAUUAGCUCCAACAUUAGCUAAUGAGCUGAUGUUGGAGCCAGAUGUGCUGAAGUAGAGACGCAUCCAAAAGUUGCAGGACACCGACUCUCGACGACUAUCCUAGACCUUGGUAACUGUCAGCUUCUGGUGAAAAUAAUAGUGUAAUGUAACAUGGAUGACAAAAGAACAAUUUAUCAGUAUUCAUAUCAUAAAAGAAACUUUAAUUUUAUAUUUUUGAGUGACCCGACAUCCUCAGUGACACAGUAUAAGCAAAAACAAGAAAUUACAUCUGUCCAAAACUGUCGAAACAGACAGGAAAUGAAGACAUCUUACAGAGAUAAGAGAAACUAAUUACAGGUCAUGCAAGUCAUGUAAGUUACCAGGUUAUCUGGAAGUUAAUGAUGUAUUUAAAGAUGCAACAACUCUUGUUUUAGAGGCUUUUUGCCAGAAUAUUAUCUGAUUUACACACACCCCCACACACAUACAUAUAUAUAUAUAUAAAUAAAAGUAGAGAUUGAAAGAACAAGUGCCAUUUUUUGAGAACGGAUGUCAUUCAGCCAGACGAGGAGUGUUUUAUUCUCAGCAGAAAGAGAAAAGCAAAAGGAUCUUAGAAAGAAAAGAAAAAAAAUGUAAAGUGCUGAAGGGUUUCCCCCAGUGUAUCAUAAGCCUGGUGGCCCACCAUGCUUUACUAGCCCCCACGCCAGGCUAUGCGUAGCGUGUUUUUGUUUUUAGAAGAAAAGAAAAAAAAAAGCAGAUUUUUUUUUUCUUUAUAAAAAAAGCCAGAUUGCAAGCGUCUCUGUUGCUCUGAGCAUUUCACUGGCGGAGCAGAUUUAUUCCUAAAAGAUAAGUUUAUAUAAUUAAUGCAUUUGAAGCCAGGAAAGCGGAAUUGGCGCCCCUUCACGUUGCCUCUGCUUGUUGAGUCUGCGCGAUCUCUGAAGUUUACCUAAGCGCAUCCAGGUUCACUCAAACUGGACACAGGCUGACCAGGUUGAUAUUUACUCCCUGUGAGGAAUUAUGUUUCUUUGGCGAACUCCACAUCAAGAUAAGAGUCUAAACCCCGCCACGUUAGCUCUGGUUGUGCAGCUUUAUGUGAACCGCAGGAAUAACUUGUAGUCGUGCUUUCAGAGGUGCACGUUGAGUGAGUGGUGAGAAUGAUUUAUCUUUGUGAACAAAGAAUUAUGUGUGGCGUUUACAUCUCAACUCGCUGCCCAGCAUGUGGCUCUGUCUGGGCUGAUAAAGUUUAUGUACGUGGUCGCGGCUGGUCGGUGCGUUAGUGGUUAACGAACCAGCGCUAACCUCAUCAUGCAGGUUCAGUCAGGUGAGGAGCUUUCAAGCUCGCCUCGUAGUCACGCAUCAUUUUGGUUUUAUAUUUUAUUAUUAUUUCUAUGAUUCUUUUCCAGGUUACACAAACAUUAGACAAUAUCAAAUGCUUUGUCCAAUUAGUCAGCCAAAGUUAAUGAGUGCAGCAACGCAGAGAUCUGAAAAACUUGCCAUAAACUCGAGCAACCAAAACAGUUUCUGUGGCACCUAUUAAAAACUCAACAGACAGGAAAUAGAAGAGGUACUGAAGUCACAUUAGCAGCAUUAAAUCAAAUCUCCCAUUUGUCGCGCAUCUCUGUGUAUAGUGAAGCGGAUUUAAGUCAUCAUGCAGGGCCGGUCCAAGACUGUAUGAAGCCUUGAGCAGAAUUUGACUUAGGGGCCCUCUUCCUGUUAAAAACAUCAGCAUCUCAAACAGCUACUGUGUUAGAUUUAAUUUGGGAGAGGGGGAGUAGUUUAAUUGGCUAACCUAAAAUCAAUUAGUUAUAAUUGCAGUUUACCGGUUUAUAUUUGUGAACAAACAGAGCUCAAACUCAAAGAUCAAACUCUCAGCAUUAGAUUGUAGCUGUGGUAACAAAACAAACUGUGAAUAUUGCUCUUUGAACUUUUACAAAGUAAACUUGCCAGAUGCUUAAAAUCUUACAUUUAAAUGUUAAGCAAUUUGAAAUAUUUUAAUUUAUGUAUACUGAAACUAUUAAAUCAAACUUAGCAGCAUUGAUCAUUCUCAAUAAACAAAUGUUACAUUUUUACAUCUGUAGUCUGUGUUAAAAUGUUGCCAUUUAUGGGGCCUUGAAGCGCUGGGGAGCUAUGGAGCCGCUGACUUUAUUAGGAUUAAACAAAAGUGCAAAUAAUUAAUAUUCAUUUUAAUCGUAUUUUUUUAUUUGUUGUUUUUAAGACCAAUUAUGCGCUUAAAUAGCACUUCACUGGAGAUGUCUUCCCGUAACAUAAUUACCCAGUAACAUUUUUACAUUUCCCUGUCUACUUAACAUCUUUUAAUACAAAAACACGGUGGACAUCCGGUGGACCCCAGCGGUGCCCUGACCACCGGGCUUAGCAAGUUUUCAGGGGGAAAACUGCUGAUUCAUUCAUAGGUCUGGAUUUCUGGGUUGACUUCUGUCAAAAUUACUAGUAACAAGCAGAUAUUUUUAUACCACACUCAGAAUUUUUAAAGUUGUACUAUCUAUGUGCAAAUUGUGGCACCACACAUACACAAACUCCUCCACAUUCAAGUAACUCAGGUAAAUGUGCAUCCAUAGAUUUCUUCAAGAGACCAUGACAUCAACCACAAAUUCACCGAAGCAACAGAAAAAUUGUGUGCAUCAGGCCUCACACCAAAUGAGCAUCAUCGUUUGAUGGAGGAUUAUGAAAAACAAUGAGGAACAUCACACAAAGAAAAUUGCUACAAAGGCAAAUAACAGAGUGAAUGCGUAAUUAGCCUAAAAUAUAAAUGUGACAAACUUUUAACUAAAGGACGUCCUAAUCAUACCAUUCAAGGAUUUCCCUGUCAUUUUCUCAAAUUAAUAACUUUAAACUUAAGAAUGAACAGUGGAAUCCAUUAUUGUAGCCUGUGCGAAUCCGACAAAGAAUUCAUUCCUUUUUUUUUUGUUACACAACUUAAUAUUUAUAAAUUUUCAUAUAACGUUGACAACAAUGUAAAAAACAAGGAAGGUAUCGACCUAUCUCGCCUUUAGAUUACAAUAUGUUUAACUUCCUGUUUGAGUAGGGAUGCUUUUGUUUUGAAAUGACAUUUUCCUGUUCAACGGUUAGCGUAAAUUCAGCUCAACGGCAAACGACAUACAGAAGUUGUAACGGAGCUUAUAAAAAGGUAUUUUAUUAGCUGCCCCCUUUAUAGCGGCUCAAGGUAUGUUUAUUGACGUAAAUAAGUGUAUGUUUGAAAUAUUGUGUGAUUUAAACUGUGCUUUUGUUGUUAUAUUCCAAAACUAUGAGUUAUUUUAGAUUAAACGAUAUUAGCCGGUACAGUUAUUUAUUUUUUUUAAGCUAAGCUGGUUUAUUGCCGUUAAACCUAAUUAUUCAUCAGGUUUAACUCUCAUGGGUUCAAACGGAAAUGAGACGGUGGGGGAGUUGAAAAUAGGAUGAAAAUAAAAUAAGAUAAACUUCCAGUUGAGCCGAGAGCAGAACAGGGUGAGCGCGACGGAAGAAACCAGCAACGGACAAAAGCAACCGCUCAAACACUGCGGCGGUUGACGCUGAUAACUGACAGGGGCGCGUGCAGGACAGCCAUUGUCGGAGUGCGCGCUCAAAACUCUCACUGCACCUGAUCCACACGAACAACAGCCACAUUCCCAACACCAACCUAACCUACACAUGAACGCGAUGCGCAUGGCGCAGAAACCACCGAUCUGAUCCACACACACACAUAUAUGCCCGCAUAACUUUUUGUCUUUUUAUUAACAAAUUAUAACGACAGGAAAGCAACGCCUACCUGUGUGACGAGGAGGACGCUGAUUCCCAGGCUCAUGUGGUUUACUUGAGAUUUCCCGGGGAGGAUGUGAAGCGACUGCAUUUAUACUCUGUGACAAACGUUUCGUCUGGAUUUAACGGUUUAACUCUCCCAGUGUGGCGUGACCCUGAGGACGAGCGAAGCGACAGACGAUGUCACGGUCUGUCAAUGGAGAAUCGAUGGUGUCCCGUCAGCGGCUCAGUUCCAGAAACUACCAAAAAAAAUAAAAAUAAUAAUAUAAAAAAAAAAAAAAAAGCUCAUCAAAG